AUGGAUGAUACUUAUAUGUCCAUGGAAGAAGAACCUCUUUAUAUACACCAUGAUCCAAAGCUGGAAAGAGAUUCUAUACUUAUCAUACAUGCGCAUGAAGGUGCACCAAUUGCUGAAUUCAUUAAGAAAAAUGUGGAAAUAUUCAAUGACCGAUUCAAAAUUGAAGUCAGUAUUUGCGAUAUUGACGAAGUAGAAAGCAGAACUUUGAACUAUCAAGUAACAAUUCUUCUGAUUACUCCGGAAGUGAUAUCCCACCUGAAAGAGAUCACAGACACGCCAUGUCCCUCUUUGCGAUUUUCAAAGAACACAACUUGCGCAUUUCUGGUCCACGAUUCUGUGAACUUUUAUGAUGAAAACAUUGAGACGGUACUCAAAAGCAAAAUUCCAGGUUUUCAUGAUUGGACUGUGCUGAAAAUCGGCUCCUUGAGAUCCACAGUACUUGACAUCGUUAGUUUACUUGAUCAAACGUCGACAGAUUUAUUUCCAGCCACUCUGCAAUACCGAUUGGAGCCAAACUUCAUCAUGACGGACAAGACUCUGGUAUACAUCAUGUUCAAAAAUAAAAAGGAAAAGGGAUCUUCCGUUGUUGUACACGUCAACAGAAGAAACAUUGAAGCCAAAUACCUCAAUCCUUAUACAUACUCUUUUUCUCCAAACGGUUUGCCAUACGGGAGGAAUUCUGUAAACGUGUUUGUUGAUGGGAAAUCUGAGGGUACGACAUGUUUAAUGAUUGGAAACAAAAUGGAUUUCCUGUACAAAGAAAUUGAGGACAUGACAUCUCCGGUGGAAUUUCUUUGUCAAGUGCUGAGGCUUUCUGCAGAGGACAGGGAAAGUUUGGACAGAGAGCUGGGAGACAGAAUAAAUCACAACGUCAUUUCUAAUUUCUCAUUCUUGAAUGAGCUAGACGAACGAUUUUCAUGGCGUGAACAACAGAUUGACAAGGAGUUCCCAACAAUGCUUCACUUUGGCGCUAAAUUCGGGCUGGACUGUUUUUGUCAAGUUUUGAUGAAAGUUCCUGGUUUUGGUAUAGCCCAGACAAUCAGGAAUAAAGAUGGCCAAACUCCAAGUCAAUUAGCUAAAACCACGGGGUUCCAUAGACUCUCUUAUGAGCUCGAUCCUUCGAACAACAUGUUAUCUAAUACUAGUUUACUGGGCGACUUUCACUGCUCUAUUUCAGGUCCACCAGUUUAUUCCAAAUCUAAACAAAGAAGCCAAAGUGAAUCGACCUCCCACGAAGAUAUGGAAGUAACAAGACGACCUCAAACAGAAAGAGCAAAGAUACAGAAAAACAGAAAGGAAUCAGUUUAUCUAAAAUUCUCCAUGUAA
Molecule: messenger RNA, 1326 nt
Organism: Saccostrea echinata
Lineage: Eukaryota; Metazoa; Mollusca; Bivalvia; Ostreida; Ostreidae
Exons: 8
Coding region: 1-1326 (441 amino acids)
Molecular function (GO): signaling receptor binding
Source: RefSeq, a predicted model, not a curated record